GCGCAAUCGCAGAGGUCGUAUCUCCCCGCCCAUGCAUUCGGCGCUAGUAUUCCCCGGUUGCAACUCUGAGUCCUCAAGUUGGGUGACGCACCCUUCCCUCUACAUGCGUGACGCCCGAGACGCGCACAUUAUUUUGGAGGCGGUCCGGAGGAAAAUCCUGCCCCUCAUUACGCGACGGUUGGGCACGCCAGAGCGGGAAAUGCUCACCUCGGGGAACGUGUUCGUUUGGCAAGAGGACGACCACGAUGGCGGGUUGCUCAGAUGGACGGACGGGCGCCGUUGGUCGCAAAGUCGUAUGCGGGGCGACUACCUCUUCUAUGAAGAGAAGGCAGAGACAACUCAGGAGGAGAGGGAGAACAAGGCUGCGAGGAGAGCACGACGCGUUGCCGAGCCGGACACGCCUCUUCCGCCGGUGACGAGGCGCAGGGACAGACCAACAAAACCAAAUGGUCUCACGAAGCAGACUUAUUCCGCCGUCGUUCAGCUCCCUGGCAUGCACAAGCCGCGCAAGUGGCAUCUUGUGUCCUAUACACGGGGAGAUGACUACCGCCAUCUUCCCGUCGUCGACAACUAUCCCUACCUGCGUGACAUACGCGUUCCCCAGAACGUCUUUACGAGCACCAAGUUGUGCAACAGAAGCGAUCGCGCAUCUUCCUCCUUCUCGGACACCGAGGAUACUUCGAGCGUGCCAGAAUCGCCGGUGUCCUUGCAGAUGCGACGCCCCGCGCUGCCGAACUCGGAGCCGUCGUAUGGUCCUCCUCGGGAUGGGAAACACAGCUCUGCGCAGUAUUACCACGGCGAACGGACGAGGUCAGGCCCAAUCCUGCUGCCUCCACUGACCAACCCGCUCAACACGGAUGCGCGCUAUGCGCCGCUGACGCGGGAGGACCGUCGCGCGCUUGAUAGAUUUCGUCUUGGACUAUAAUUCUUUCCGAGCAUUGCAUUACUGGACUUUGGGUAUGACCGGGAAACUUGGGCUGAGCAAUUACUGUAUCGCUUGCGAUGGACAUCAGAUAUGGACUGUAGACCGUAGAUCAUGUAUAGCAUUCACCACAAGCAAUCAUCGAGCUCUGGAUAGCCUGAAAGAA
Molecule: messenger RNA, 1088 nt
Organism: Schizophyllum commune H4-8
Lineage: Eukaryota; Fungi; Basidiomycota; Agaricomycetes; Agaricales; Schizophyllaceae
Exons: 5
Coding region: 296-925 (209 amino acids)
Source: RefSeq, a predicted model, not a curated record